This is a messenger RNA of Ilex paraguariensis (yerba mate), 1339 nucleotides long. Lineage: Eukaryota; Viridiplantae; Streptophyta; Magnoliopsida; Aquifoliales; Aquifoliaceae. The record is from the annotation of a GenBank genome assembly.
AUGAAGACUGACAAAGUUGAUGUUGUCCAAAGGAGGGUUAACCUUAUGGAAAAGGAAGGUGUGAAUUUUGUGGUCUAUGUUAAUGUAGGAAAAGAUCCUUUUUACUCAUUGGAUCGGCUUCGCCAGGAGAAUGAUGCUAUUGUUUUGGCGGACCUCCCUGUUCCUGGGCGCGAACUCACUGGAGUCCAUUUUGAUAUGGAGUUUCUUCACGCCAAUACUAAAAGCUUGCUUGAUAGCAAUCAUCAGGACGGUAAAUACAUCUCUGCAAAGGGCAAGAAGGUAGUGGUAAUUGGUGGAGGUGACACCGGCACAGAUUGUAUUGGGACAUCUAUCCGUCACAGUUGCAGUAGUAUUGUUAAUUUAGAGCUUCUCCCUGAGCCGCCACGAACCAGGGCUCCUGGCAACCCUUGGCCACAGUGGCCUCGCAUAUUCCGCAUAGAUUAUGGACACCAGGAAGCUGCUGCCAAAUUUGGCAAAGACCCAAAGUCCUAUGAGGUAUUGACUAAGCGGUUUGUUGGAGAUGAGAAUGGGGUUGUGAAAGGAUUGGAAGUGGUCCACGUCCACUGGGAGAAGGAUGCUAGGGGGAAGUUUCAAUUUAAGGAAGUUGAGGGCUCUGAGGAGAUGAUUGAGGCUGAUCUAGUUCUUUUAGCAAUGGGUUAUUUGAUGGUAGGAGACAAACUGGGCUUGGAGAAAGACAAUAGAUCAAACUUCAAGGCCGAAUAUGGUCGCUUCUCGACGAAUGUGGAAGGGGUCUUCGCCGCAGGGGAUUGCCGCCGUGGCCAAUCUCUGGUGGUAUGGGCAAUCUCAGAAGGCCGGCAGGCUGCUUCUCAGGUCGACAACUAUCUCACAAGAGAUGAAAAAGACUUAAGUACCAGUCCCGGGCGACAAGACGACAGCGUUCAUAGGCAGCAAGACAGCAGCAAACUGACAGAGCUUCAUCACCAAGUUAUGAAUCAACAGGAGCUUUAUCAUCAAGCUAGAAAGGAUUCGAGAAGUCGCAGAGAGGGGGGUGGAAUUUGUGGGGUUGAGUGCGCCGCCGGUCUCCCUCUGUGGACCGAGGGAGAGUUCUCUUCUAGCGGCGGCGAGCAAUCUGGGCCGUCUAUUCCAUCAGCAAUCGAGCUUUCCAAGCCUCCAAAGAUUCGACUUCUUGCUCUUCGACGCAGCAAAAACAAUCUCAUCAAGAAAACCCCAAGGAACCAGAAGGUGAGGUGUCGGAAAACUCAGAGAAGGUCGAAAGUGAAGACGAUGGUGCUCGCAAUGGCGAUGCUGAAGAUGAGGAUAUGAGGACAGUGAUGGCGUUCAAGUGAAUAAAGAGACAGGUGAGAUCGGAGGUCCCAGA